Molecule: messenger RNA, 1421 nt
Organism: Brienomyrus brachyistius
Lineage: Eukaryota; Metazoa; Chordata; Actinopteri; Osteoglossiformes; Mormyridae
Product: kelch-like protein 10
Exons: 2
Coding region: 557-919 (120 amino acids)
Molecular function (GO): protein binding
Source: RefSeq, a predicted model, not a curated record
GUAUUUUACACAGUCAUGAGUUCUCUUUCUCUUCAGAUUGCUGAUUUUAAUCCACAAUUACUAUGUUCAAUACAUUUAAGUAUUUGGAUAAAUGCAUUAUUGGUCUCCAUUAGUGGCACAUUGGGUAGUGCUGUGGUGUCAACUCCAAGACUUGUGAGAUAGAUGAAAUGGUGUUCCCAUGUCAGGUUUCCUUUAUUCUGUUCCUGGGGGAGCAGAAUCCAAAACUCUUUGCAGAUUUCCCUUUUCAAACAGCCAUACUAAACCUGAAAAUUAGCUGAUUAUGGUGUGUUUGAGAAGGGAAAUUUGCAAACUGUGUUCCUCCAGGAACGGGACUGGGGAACCCUGUCAUACACUAUGCAUAGCAUAUACUUUUAUUUUUGAGUCACAAUGAACUUUAUCUGUAACCUCCAAACCCCAGUCAUAUACAGUAUAACGGUCUUCACAGUUAAAUUGGUUUUCAUAGAUAUACAUCUGUGGGGGCCACAAUGGAACAGAGAGCCUAUCUACAGUGGAGUGCUUUGACCCCCUCACUAACGAAUGGAGCUUGAUCACUCCAAUGAGCAUUCCCCGUCACAGCCUUGGAGUCACGGCGUAUAAAGGGAAGAUAUAUGCGGUGGGCGGUAUCAACAGGCCUGAUCACCUGCAGACCAUGGAGGUCUAUGACCCUACCACAAACCGCUGGCAUGCUGUGGCCCCCAUGUCCACACCGCGCAGUGAGUUUGGCAUCGCAGUGGUGGACGACCUCCUAUUUGUGAUGGGCGGCCACGAUGGGUUUGGGGUAACUAACAAGGUGGAGUGCUAUGAUGCGGGGACAGGCAGCUGGUAUCGUGCGCAGGACAUGAGCAGAGCCAGACAGCAUUUCAGCUGCUGCGUAGUGCCUGCGCACCCCCGCAUCAUAGAAUACGCUUCACCUCGUUAGUCCCUAAUGGCCGCCAAGGAGGAGAGAAACCCAUCUGCCCACAACAGCAUGCCCAGUACGUAACCUCAUUUACACCCCCCACCCCGAAUUCUUUCCCUAUAACAUACAUUGAGUUUAUAUAGACACCUCUUUUUUUCCCCAGACUCUGCUUCCUCAUUGGAAGGUGUGUUGGUGGGAUCGAGGUCUUUGAAGACAAAGCUGUCCGGAAGUAAUUUUCCAUGGCCUCGCUAAACUCCUCCCACACCUGAGUUUUUACCUCGACGACCGCCGAAGCCGCAUUCCAACAUACCAUCAACGCUGUCCACCAGCGGGUUCGGGGAUUGCUGCCACAACAGGCCACAGCUCCAGUCAGCCGCCUCCACAAUGGAGGCAUGGAACAAGGCCCAUUCGUACUAGUCAGUCCCCUGCGUCCUCCAGGACAUGGGAGAAGCUCUGCUGGAGAUGGGAGCUGAAUCUUCUCCUGACAUUGCAUACUUAAAAUAAAGUUUUCUUUUUCAUAUUA